UACUGUCACAGUCACUGUCAUUAGUGACAAUUUAAAUAUUUUAAUGUUUGUUGUUAUUCUUCGUUAUAUCUUUUAACAAUGAUGAAUUUUCCAUAAAGUCUGUGAAUAAAUAUCAUGGAAUUAUGUACAAAUUCACAGGAUUUGUGUAUUUUUUCGUUCAUUGGGUUUUGACAACCGGAACCAAUUCGAAGGUGCUUUACGUAAAUAUCGGCCGUAAUUUGACGAUACCAUGUCCCAUUCACCGAACGAAGGACGUUAUGUGGGUAAGGGAGGGCCGAGAUUUUCAAAGACAUUCUCGAAUGACUGUUCAGGAAGAUGGUUCUCUAUUCAUACAUCAAGUUGACAGAAAUGACUCUGGGGUAUACUCUUGCAGUAGGGAAAAUGUUGUGAAUUCUGACGUCAACUCAAAAAUCGAAGUGAAAGUUAGAACUCCUCCGCCAGCUUUAGUUAAUGUUUUUGUGAGACCGAGUACCAUUCUAGCCCUCCUCUUGUGGGAAGUGGGGGGCAAUGGAGGUUUCCCUAUUAUCAAUUUCACUGCUCAGUACCGACUAGCCUAUACAAAUGACAGUUGGAUACCUAUAUCGCCCAACCACAUCACUCCUAAUUCUCGACAGAUUGAAGUUUAUAAGUUGGUCCCUAACACCACAUACCAAUUCAGAAUAUGGGCAACAAACCAGUUGGGCAGAGGUGUUAUAACGGAAGUCUAUGGUAAAACUUUGGAUGUUUAUAAUGAAAUAGAAUUGGCGAGACAUUUAUUAGAAGGGGCUGAUGAAUUCGAUACGAGGGUUUGGGCUGUAGCUGUCGGUAUUGUGAUGGGAACUUUGAUUCUGCUAGGUUUAGGAACUUGUUUUCUACUUUAUCAGGAAUGUAAAGUACCAGGAGCUGUGGAAGAACAAGAAAUUAUAGAAUUGGUACCAAACAUUAUUUUAAAUCCAGGCUUCGACCCGAACACCAAUGCGGAACAGGUACCUGACGAAAACUCCAAUAGCGAAACUCCCUUUCGACUCAAUAAUAACACUGUCGUACAACCUAAUAAUUUGUAAGGUUUACAACUUCUCGAUCAUUGUUUGAGGUAUCUUUUUAGAGUUGUAAACAACAGUGAUUGCUUUUAUUUUUGAGUUCUGAGCCUGUGAUUCAGUCCUAGUCACAAUUUUUAGGAUAGCAAACUACAUUUUUGUUGAUAUUUACUCACUUGUUCAGCAACCUGAUGAGGUUCAAUAUUUUUUUUGCAGAACUACUCGAAAAUAUUUUUAUCGAAGCUGUUUUCUAUAAAUAUGUUGAAUCGAAUUUCGGGUCGAGAAUUUCAAUAUUUCCACUGAUCUUAUAUCAGUCGAGGUACAUACGUUUCAUUUAGCUGACUGAUAACCAUAACCAUAUCAGAUAAGUAAUAAUUUUAUUGAACAACUGUACUUCCUUUCACUCCUCUAAACAAAUAUCAAUCUUUCAAUGAAAAAACUCAAAUACUUUCUACUUUUAAAAAUUCUAACUACAAAAAACUUAACUGCAAAAAUUGUUUUGUGUUGGAGAUCAUCUAACAGUGGAUGAACUCAUUUUUUCUAAUCAUUUAGCAUCAAUUUACAGGGAUAUUUGAUCCAUUAUAAAAAAAACCAACAAAUGCAUCACAUUGGACUGAGAAAUUAGUCGUUUUCUUUGAAAUUCACAAGGAAAGAAUCUUAGCUUAAAAUUCUGAUGAGAUAAUGAGUUACCUUCAGUGUUACUAUCUUCAUUUGGAACUGCAUUCUAAAGUUUUGCCAACACGGGUGGCUGGCUUCUUCAGAGGCCGGCGUGCUUUUCAAUAACGGGUCCUCAAAUUCCUCGACAAUGUUUAUCUUUGCUAUGCUGAUCGAGAGUUGAUACUUUUUUUUCGAAAUUAUUAUUUUAAGCCUGAAAAAAGGAAUUUCAUCUCAUUGCUAUUUUACAAGAUAAAUAUCACUUGUUACUAUUUAAAAGACACACAAGGGUACACAAUUGACUAGGUUUUUCAUUGCGACAAGUGCAGAAGCGUCUCCAUAAGUAAGAGCGAUGACAUCUGCUCUCACGAUGACGCCAUCUAUGGGAAAUAAAUGAUAGAACUGACCGACACUUGAUGAAAGCCAUUAUAACGUGUGCUUUGAAUACGCCAUCUAUGGGAUCGACGGUUAACUAAAUCGUCGAAUAUUCAAAAUGCAUGCUUGUGUCGAAGCUUGGCUUUGCAGUUGUAAAGCCAGCUCUCAGCUUCUACCGCAAGGCAACUAUUUGGAAAAUAGAGCCCCAAAACAACGCCAUGGUUUUUAAGGAUUGAAUUCUCUGCCAAUCCCAUAGAUAGCGUCUUUCUAAGGAGAGAUGUCAUCGGCCUUCUACUGGGGCUUGUCUUUUAAGAACAGUUGAGUCCAGCAACGCAGAUGAGGUCUAUGGCAGGUCGAAACAGCUUUGUGUGGUAUUGAAUCUUAAAUGCCUUGGUUUUUGAAGAUUGAAUUCUCUGCCAAUCCCAUAAAUGGCGUCUUUGUAAGGGGAGAUGUAAUCGGCUUACUACUUGGGCUUGUCUUUUAAGGACAGUUGAGUCCUGCAACGCUGAUGAGCUCUAUGGCAGGUCGAAGCAGCGUUGUCUCGUGUUGAAUCAUAAAUUACUUGUUUUUUGAGGACUGAAUUCUCUGCCAAUAUGGCGUCUUUGUAAGGAGAGAUGUCAUCGGCCUUCUACUUGGGCUUGUCUUUCAAGGACAGUUGAGUCCAGUAAUGCUGAUGAGGUCUAUGGCUGGUCGAAACAGCGUUGUCUGGUGUUGAAUCAUAAAUUCCUUGGUUUUUGAGGAUUGAAUUCUCUGUCAAUUCCAUAAAUGGCGUCUUUGUAAGGGGAGAUGUAAUCGGCCUUCUACUUGGGCUUGUCUUUUAAGGACAGUUGAGUCCAGCAACGUUGAUGAGAUCUAUGGCAGGUCGAAACAGCUUUGUCUGGUGUUGAAUCAUAAAUGCCUUGGUUUUUAAGGACUGAAUUAUCUGCCAAUAUGGCGUCUUUGUAAGGAGAGAUGUCAUCGGCCUUCUACUUGGGCUUGUCUUUUAAGGACAGUUGAGUCCAGUAAUGCUGAUGAGGUCUAUGGCCGGUCGAAACAGCGUUGUCUGGUGUUGAAUCAUAAAUUCCUUGGUUUUUGAGGAUUGAAUUCUCUGUCAAUUCCAUAGAUGGCGUCUUUGUGAGGGGAGAUGUCAUCGGCCUUCUACUUGGGCUUGUCUUUUAAGAACAGUCGAGUCCAGCAACGCUGAUGAGGUCUAUGGCAGGUCGAAACAGUGUUGUCUGGUGUUGAAUCAUAAAUGCCUUGGUUUUUGAAGAUUAAAUUCUGUGCCAAUCCCAUAGAUGGCGUCUUUGUAAGGGGAGAUGUCAUCGGCCUUCUACUUGGGCUUGUCUUUUGAGGACAGUCGAGUCCAGCAACGCUGAUGAGGUCUAUGGCAGGUCGAAACAGCGUUGUCUGGUGUUGAAUCAUAAAUGCCUUGGUUUUUAACGACUGAAUUAUCUGCCAAUAUGGCGUCUUUGUAAGGAGAGAUGUCAUCGGCCUUCUACUUGGGCUUGUCUUUUAAGGACAGUUAAGUCCAGUAAUGCUGAUGAGGUCUAUGGCCGGUCGAAACAGCGUAGUCUGGUGUUGAAUCAUAAAUUCCUUGGUUUUUGAGGAUUGAAUUCUCUGUCAAUUCCAUAGAUGGCGUCUUUGUACAGGGAGAUGUCAUCGGCCUUCUACUUGGGCUUGUCUUUUAAGAACAGUUGAGUCCAGCAACGCAGAUGAGGUCUAUGGCAGGUCGAAACAGCUUUGUGUGGUGUUGAAUCAUGAAUGCCUUGGUUUUUGAAGAUUUAAUUCUCUGCCAAUCCCAUAGAUGGCGUCUUUGUAAGGGGAGAUGUCAUCGGCCUUCUACUUGGGCUUGUCUUUUAAGAACAGUUGAAUCCAUCAAUGCUGGUCUAUGGCAAGUCGAAACAGCUUUGUCUGGUGUUGAAUCAUAAAUGCCUUGUGUUUGGGCCCUAGUUCCCAAAGAGUCUGUCUCUAUAUUCAUUUAAACAUUUUGGCAAGGUCUGGUUUCCAAAAAUGUUGAAGGUCAAAAGUUUUCUGUUUUCAUAAUACUCGAAAUGAUACUCAUAUGACAAUUAGUUUUGAAGGCACUGUAAUAUAGUUGAUGAAUUUUAUUAGAAGAUUCUGUUAUUGUGAGUUUCAAUGAAAUGCUGAUACAAUCGUGAUGGGAAACAUUAUACGUGUAUGUUAAGUAAAAGGAUGAACGAUAAUGCUCUGUUUUAAUUAAUGAUGUAUUUUAAUUCUUAAUGUACAUAACUUUCCCAUAUAUUUUCAUCCCCUUAAUUCGAUUACAUCAACAUGAAAGUGUUUUCUACCACAAAUGAGAGUCAAAAUUGAUUUUUCUGCCGUAAUCUAAUUGAAUGCUUCCUAGGUUUAGCAAACUAUUGACAUAGAAUAGAUGAAAACGAGAGUUGUGAGUUCUAGUUCCAUUCGCACAAGUACCGCCGUGAUUUUUUAAGAUAAAGUUGUUGAAACCUUGUGUUGAAAGUAAAGAGGUUGUAAUUACGUAUGCUUUGUAUUUUAAAACUUCCAGUUAGGGUACUAUUGUAGGGUAGCUCAACAACACUGUGUUCAUUGCUUUCCCGAAGGCUAUGAAAUUCUUGCGUUUUAGAAAUAUGUACAUUGUAAAUUUUAUCAGUGCCUAUGAUAGUUUGAUAUUUACUAAAGUAUUAGCUUCACGCAGAGAAAUAUUGACACAGACUGAUUUUUCCAUUUUUAUUAUUAUGUAAAUUUUGAGAAUGGUAUUGUGUGCAGAGUCGUAUUGGCCUACAUUUUGCUGUUCGAUAGGAUUCGAAAAUCCUCGAAUUGUAUACUUCGAACAAUAGGAAUUAUUCAUUGCAUCCCUUCUCUCCUUACAUAUUUACAAAAAUAAUUCCAUCGAUGCACAUUUCAUUUGUAAUAUUUCUAGUGUGAAAGUUCUUUUAGUGUUUAUUGACCGUGGUCUGCAGGUUUUUAUGCCUGACGUUUCGUCUACUGCUGCGGUAGACAUUAUCAAAAUCGGUGUGGUAACGGUCACAUCGCGUUUGGCAGUGUCUACCGCAGUAGUAGACGAAACGUCAGAUAUAAAACCUGCAGACCACGGCCAAAAAUCCCGUAAAAUAGCUUUCACACAGUUAUCAACGGCCGUGAAAGUUUACAUUCUUUGAUCAAUAUUUCAAAUGUUUGUGAUUAAUAUUUGACUUUUUCUAUUAUAUCUUAGUUUCUUUGUUGGUGAAAAACCGCUGAACGGAAGUCUAAAUAUUUUCAGGGCAAUAUGAUCGGAGACGGAUGCAAUAUUGAAUUCUUUUACCCUAUCAAAAAAAAUUGUAUAUGUCGGAUUGUAAAGAUCUGAUCUGUACAGAAUGCGUGCUUAAUUUUGUUCGAAUGAAAUGUCAGAAUGAAUUGUAAAUAAUGAAUCGGUGGGUUUGAUAUAAACUGCACCAGUUGCUUUCCAUAUAUGUGAUGUGCUUUUAUACAAAAAAAAAUGUAUACAAACAUGUGUAUUGUCAUAUCAAUGGAGAUGUUUCAUUGAAAUAUGUUUUAAUAAUUAUAAACAUUUUGUAGGCAGUAAGUGAUUUUUUCUAUGAAAUGUCUCUCCUAAAAGGUAUAUAUAUAUGAAACAUAAUUUUAUACAUGAUUCGUGAUAUUGAUGCUGUUAGUGUUGUCAUAAUUUUUAAGUUGAAGGGGGAAUUUCGAAGGUUCCAUCCUGGUUUACUGCUUUGCUUAGCUUUACUAGAUGAUUUGGAAAUGUAGAUCUUCUAUCGAUAUGUUUUUGCCAAUAGCCGAUAUUAUCUUCUUUCCGAAGAUUGUUUUUGGGGCUCGGCUUGCUUUCGAGUAUACAUCUAUAAAUGUUUUUGCUUAUACAUAAACAGCUUCAAAAUCAGCUCCUGAUUAGUAGUCUUGUUUUCUGCAAACUAGUUUUCAUCAAUUUCGUCUAGGCCAAUUCAGCUAAAAAAGAGAAGAAGAGAAGAAACUGGAGGAAUUUGUCAAACAAUACAUCUGUCAAUCUCUACAAUUAACGAUUCAAAAUUAACGUUUUUUGCACAUCAAUGCAAAAUUUCUGGAGUGAUUUUGAUUUAUUGUAACUUUCAUUCAAUAUUUAAGAUAACAUUCUGAUCUUCUUUAAAUUUAUUGUCGAACACAAUCUAUCAUGUCUCAGUUAUAGUUGCAUAUGGAUAAUAGUAACUUUAAGCAGGAUCUAGAGAAAUACUUUAUCCAUUCAUCGUUAACAAGUAAAAAUAUUUGCAGCUAAUUGGUAGAUAUGAACGCUCGAUAUUGGCCUAUCGAAUAUGACUUAUAUAGAAUGGAAUGAUUCACGAGUUUCAUUUCAUUCAAAAAUUCUGAGGUGAAUCCUAUUAAAUGAUUUAUUUAAUUGGUUUGUAGAAGCUGAAAACUAUUUUUUCUCAUAUUCUCUGAAGAGUAGUUUUCACUUUCAUUAUUUAUAUCUGCAAACAUUCAACGGUACUUGACAUAAUUUUAGUGGGGGCAUAGAAAUUGCCAUAAUGGGUAAAUAAAAACAAUAAUAUUCAGAAACACACAAGAUGAACCGAAUUAUAUCAAGAUACUAUUUCAAAACUAUUUUAUCUAAAACUACAGUGAUAUAAAGGACAACACAAAAAACAAGAAACACUGAUGCUUUAUAACAGUCAUAUGGACAAUUUUUCAAAUAAAUACUUGAAGAUGGGAACUAAGAAUUAUAGAAAAGUUUGAGAAAUAUAUGGAAGAAUCAGAAUGCUGGAAUGAAACUGGCCAAAACUUUCCUAUAAGAAUUAUUUUUAUUUUCACCAUAGAAAGUUUACAAAACCGCGACAGCAAGAUUAGAUAUACUACUUCCAGAUUGAAACAUUUCAUAUUAUAAAAACAUUACUAUGAUCUGCAGUCUGAUCAGAUAAUUAAUUCUAAUCUAGUUUUAACUACAUAUAAUGAGCGGAAUCAAAAUAAAUCCUUUCAGUAAGUUAUCAAGAUACUCAAACUACUGAAAGGAAUACUGAAAUUGUUAUUUCUCUAUUUUUCACUUUGUCUUUAAACGUUUCUGUGAAUUAUCAAUAUGAUUCGGGAUCUUUCAUCAAGUCAACAUUGUACCUUUUGAUGUUAUAAAUUUGUAAAUUAUGAUAAUUUUUAUGCACCCAUUUCAGUUAACUUUUUGAAGGUUGUGACAUUGCCUGAAAUUCUGUGAAUGAUUACGGUUUACCUUACAGUUACUGCUUAUCUUUGUGAAUAAGUUACCUUUGAAUUAGUGUCUAUCAAUAAUCUAUUUAUAUAUACACUUAAACUCUUGAAACUUUUUUUUCAGAUCUGCUUAUAAUUUACGAAUUUAUUUUUAUUCUGUGGUACCUAGAAUGUAAAACAAUGAACAUUUAUAAAACAUCAUUCGUUCUACUGAAAAUAGGGAUCUCAAUUUUUGAGAUCUAAAAAGUUUUCCAGGUUGGUAAUAUUUUCAUGUGUGCCAUAUCUUCAUGAAUUAUUCAAGAACUAUAAUUGGUGAUUUAGUUUUAAGCUUAUAUCUUAUGCAUUUAUUACAUUCAAAUAAAAUUCCUUUUUAUUUCAAA
Molecule: messenger RNA, 7546 nt
Organism: Leptinotarsa decemlineata (Colorado potato beetle)
Lineage: Eukaryota; Metazoa; Arthropoda; Insecta; Coleoptera; Chrysomelidae
Product: contactin-1
Molecular function (GO): protein binding
Source: RefSeq, a predicted model, not a curated record